Messenger RNA from Juglans microcarpa x Juglans regia, 1250 nucleotides. RefSeq lists its product as uncharacterized. The transcript is spliced from 5 exons. The record is from RefSeq and is a predicted model, not a curated record. NCBI's taxonomy places the organism in Eukaryota, Viridiplantae, Streptophyta, Magnoliopsida, Fagales, Juglandaceae. Bases 151 to 1179 code for a protein of 342 amino acids.
UAUCGGUACAGUUCAUCAUUUUUAUUCUUUUUUCCAAUACAAAACCCGUAGGACAUUAUGUGUAAACAACAAAGAUUAAAUAUGAAUCAUGAUCUCAUAUUCGUAUUUUUUUUUCUAUGAACUUGAAAUACAGAUGUGACAUCUCCCACAAUGCCUGUCGCGAAUCAAGAACAGCCCAAACGUAGACGUGGGCCUGCUAAGUGUAUUGAGUUUGAGAAAGCGAGAAAGUACGGGAAAGUGCUUUUGAAGAUUAAUGAAGGUGAAACAGCCCCGUGCUGCGAGAACGCAUCCAUGUUCACCACACGGGUAUCACAAAUAGUAAAACAACAUUGCGACAUGAGUUAUGCGAGGUGGACUGAUGUGCCUGAUGCAGAAAAGAACGAGUUGAUCGAACGUGUGAGGGGUGACUUCGUGUUGGAUUGGGAUCAGGAGAAUCAUAGAUUGGCCGUCUUGAAGCAGUUGCGUAAGCGGUUCAAUGCAUUUCAUCACGAAUUACACAAAAAAUAUUUAUCGUACGGCAGUCACUCAGAAGCAUUGGCUUCUGGGUGUACCAUGGUCAAUGACAACGUUUGGGUUAAGUUGUGUGAGAGGUGGGGAACCGACAACUUCAAGAAAAUCUCAGCACAAAAUCGGGAGAAUAGAAAUAGGCAAACUGUUAACCACACAACUGGCCGCAAAUCGUUUGUGAGGAUGUUGGAGGAGAAGCGGGCUACGAAUGCGAAUUUGGUGGAGUUCUAUAAGGAGACCCGAUGGUCAAAGAAGAAUGGUAGAUUUGUCACCACAGCCGCUGAAGACACUUAUAAGGAGAUGAUUGGCAAGAUGGAUGGUCUAGCGCCUGAACAACGCACCGAUGAGGCAGCUGCGAGUGUUUUUAGGGAGGUACUUGGUCAGAGACCAGGAUACGCAAGGGGGCUAGGCGAGAUGGUCAUCCCGGAGUCGACAAGACAACGGGACCGUGAACGAGAAAGAGAGUACCUUGCGUUAAUUGAAAAACAUAAGAAAGAUGCCGACAAUUAUAAGAAAGAUGCCGAAGUUUACAAGACGCAGCUUGAUGAAGUGAAGGAUGAAUUGCGAGAACUUCAUGAGAGGCAAAAUGAAACUGAUAAGAUGAUGAGGAUGUUCUUCUUCAAUUUCCAUCCUUCCCCUGGGUCUCUCCAUUCUUCUGGAGAGACCCAGUGAACCUUGGUUUUGAAAGGAGGGAAGGGCUUUUUUGUAUAUUUUGGGCAGUUUUUGGAUGUGAAAGAUCGUGG